UAGAUACAGUUAUUAUAUAUUUAUUGCUGAGCGAAGCAGGAAACAACAUAAUGAGAAAAAAUGUGUUUUACCGUGCGAGACGUGCUGGUCAGAAACCUGGAAGAAUUAGGUGAAAGAAACUUUAAGAGAUUCCGGAACAAACUGAAUGAGUUUCCAGUGAUAGAACCGUACAGGAGCAUUCCGAAGGCACGUCUGGAGAAGGCGGAUGAAGACGAUGUUGCAGAUCUCAUUCUUGCAGCUUAUUCCAAGCCCUACGGGGUAACGGUGACCCUUGAGGUGCUGCGGCAAAUCGACCAAAAUCGAAUUGCAGAAAAAUUAGAACAAGACUUGGAGACAGGUAAGAAAUCCUUAACCUGCAUGAAACACAUAGAUCUUCAUAUAGUAAUAAAACACUUUUAUUAAUUCCCACUAUUUUCUCUCUCAAUCUCUAUUUACAGCCAGCAAUUACAAGAAGCCAAGUAACAGAGACAAACCUGCUGGUAUGAUGGGCACACAGCGGCCAGACACUGGUAGGCACACAGCAGGCAGAUACAUAUAAAGGGGAGAGAGAUGGCACACAGCUGGCAGACAUAUAUAAAGAGGAGAGAGAUGGGCACAUGGUUCCGAAGAGGGGCAGAUUCAAACAGAUGUAGAAGAGGAAUAUUGCUGGGAGAUAGUAGGAAUGAGGGGAAAGAGAUGGGAAUAUGGAGAAUAAUGGGGUGAAACGGGGGAUAGAGAGAACAUUGGGAGUGAGAUGAGGGAACACAGAGAAUAAAGGUGGGGAUAACAGAACAUAUAUAGAGACUACACGGGGUCUGAUUAUCUGUUUCGGCUCAAUUAAUUCCUGAUUUUCUCUCUUUAUCUCCAUUUACAGUUAACAAUUAUGGGAUUUUAAAAACGGCGCCUAAUCCUGCUGGUAAGAUGGGCAAAACACUGGCAGAUACUACUGAUGGGCAGACACUUAUAAAGAGAAGAAAGAUGAGCACAAAGCUGGCAGGCACUUAUAAAAAGGAGAGAGAUUGGCACACAGCUGGCAGACAUUUAUAAAGAGGAGAGAGAUGGGCACACAGCUGACAGACACUUAUAAAGAGGAUAUAGAUGGGCACACAGCUGGCAGACAUUUAUAAAGAGGAGAGAGAUGGGCACACAGCUGACAGACACUUAUAAAGAGGAUAUAGAUGGGCACACAGCUGGCAGAUACUUAUGAAGAGGAGAGAGAUGGCCACACAGCGGGCAGAUACUUAUAAAGAGGAGAGAGAUGGGCACAUGGUUCCAAAGAGGGGCAGAUUCAAACAGAUGUAGAAGAGGAAUAUUGCUGGGAGAUAGUAGUAGGAAUGAGGGGAAAGAGAUGGGAAUAUGGAGAAUAAAGGGGUGAAACGGGGGAUAGAGAGAACAUUGGGAGUGAGAUGAAGGAACACAGAGAAUAAAUGUGGGGAUAACAGAACAUAUAUAGAGACUACACGGGGUCUGAUUAUCUGUUUCGGCUCAAUUAAUUCCUGAUUUUCUCUCUUUAUCUCCAUUUACAGUUAACAAUUAUGGGAUUUUAAAAAUGGCGCCUAAUCCUGCUGGUAAGAUGGGCAGAACACUGGCAGAUACUACUGAUGGGCAGACACUUAUAAAGAGAAGAAAGAUGAGCACAAAGCUGGCAGGCACUUAUAAAACAGAGAGAGAUUGGCACACAGCUGACAGACACUUAUAAAGAGGAGAGAGAUGGGCACACAGCUGGCAGACAUUUAUAAAAAGGAGAGAGAUUGGCACACAGCUGGCAGACACUUAUAAAGAGGAGAGAGAUGGCACACAGCUGGCAGACACUGAUAAUUAGGAGAGAGAUGGCACACAGUGGGCAGAUACUUAUAAAGAGGAGAGAGAUGGGCACACAGCUGGCAGACACUUAAAAAGAGGAGAGAGAUAGCCACACCGCAGACAGACACUUAGAAAGAGGAGUGAGAUGGGCACAUGGUUCCAAAAAGGGGCAGAUUCAAACAAAUGUAGGACAGGAAUAUUGCUGGAGAUAUUAGGAAUGAAGGGAAAGAGAUGGGAAUAUGGAGAAUAAAGGAGUGAAAUGGCGGAUAGAGAGAACAUUUGGAGUGAGAUGAGGGAACACAGAGAAUAAAGGUGGGGAUAACAAAACAUAUAUAGAGACUGCACGGGAUCUGAUUUUCUGUUCAAUUAAUUCCUGAUAUUCUCUCUUUAUCUCCAUUUACAGUUAACAAUUAUGGGAUUUUUAAAAUGGCUCCUAAUCCUGCUGGUAAGAUGGGCAAAACACUGGCAGACACUGCUGAUGGGCAGACACUUAUAAAGAGAAGAGAGAUUGGCACACAGCUGGCAGACAUUUAUAAAGAGAAGAGAAAUGGGCACACAGCUAGUAGACACUUAUAAAGAGGAGAGCGAUUGGAAUACAGCUGGCAGACACUUGUAAAGAGCAGAGAGAUGGCACACAAGUGGCAGACACUUAUAAAGAGAGAAAUGGGCACACAGCUGGCAGACACUUAUAAAGAGGGGAGAGAUUGGCACAUGGUUCUGGAGAGAGGUACAUACAGACAGUCGUGACGUAGGAGAGGAAUAUUGCUGGGGGAGAUAGAUGGGCACACAGCUGGCAGACACUUAUAAAGAGGACAGAGAUAGGCACACAGCUGGCAGACACUUAUAAAGAGGAGAGAGAUGGGUGCACAGCUGGCAGACACUUAUUAAGAGGAGAGAUGGCCAUACAGCGGGCACAUACUUAUAAAGAGGAGAGAAACUGGAGCACAGCUGGCAGACACUUAUGAAGAGAGAGAUGGACACACAGCUUGGCAGACACUUAAAAAGAGGAGAGAGAUGGGCACAUAGCGGACAUACACUUAUGAAGAGGAAAGAGAUGGCACACAGCUGGCAGACACUUAUAAAGAGGGGAGAGAUUGGCACAUGGUUCUGGAGAGAUGUACAUACAGACAGUCGUGACGUAGGGGAGGAAUAUUGCUGAGAGAUAUUAGGAAUGAGGGGAAAGAGAUGGGAAUAUAGAGAAUAAAGGAGUGAAAUGGGGGACACAGAGAAUAUUGGGAGUGAGAUGAGGGAACACAGAGAAUAAAGGGAGGGGGAUAACAGAACACAUAUAGAGACUGUAACCCCCCUCUCCCCCACCUCCAGCACAGGGCACAGGGUCUGAUUAUCUGUCUCGACUCAAUUAAUUCCUGAUUUUCUCUCUUCAUCUCCAUUUACAGUUAACAAUUAUGGGAUGGCAGCCAAAGCGCCCCAAACUGCUGGUAAGAUGGGCAAAACACAAACAGACAUUACUGAUGGGCAGACACUUAAAGGGGUGAAACGGGGGAUAGAAAGAACAUUGGGAGUGAGAUGAGGGAACACUGAGAAUAAAGGGAGGGGGAGGGGGAAUAACAAAACAUAUAUAGAGAUUGUACCCCCCACCUCCAGCACAGGGCACAGGGUCUGAUAAUCUGUUUCGGCUCAAUUAAUUCCUGAUUUUCUCUCUUUAUCUCCAUUUACAGUUAACAAUUAUGGGAUUUUAAGAAUGGCGCCUAAUCCUUCUGGUAAGAUGGGCAAAACACUGGCAGACACUACUGAUGGGCAGACACUUAUAAAGAGAAGAGAGAUUGGCACACAGCUGGCAGACAUUUAUAAAGAGAAGAGAAAUGGGCACACAGCUAGUAGACACUUAUAAAGAGGAGAGAGAUUGGCAUACAGCUGGCAGACACUUGUAAAGAGAGAGAUGUGCACACUGCUGGCAGACACUUAUAAAGAGGGGAGAGAUUGACACAUGGUUCUGGAGAGAGGUACAUACAGACAGUUGUGAUGUAGAAAAGGAAUAUUGCUGGGGGAGAGAGAUGGGCACACAGCUGGCAGACACUUAUAAAGAGGAGAGAGAUGGGUGCACAGCUAGCAGACACUUAUAAAGAGGAGAGAGAUGGGUGCACAGCUGGCAGACACUUAUUAAGAGGAGAGAUGGCCACACAGCGGGCAGAUACUUAUAAAGAGGAGAGAGAUGGGCACAUAGCGGGCAUACACUUAUAAAGAGGAAAAAGAUGGCACACAGCUGGCAGACACUUAUAAAGAAAGAGAGGAACACAGCUGGCAGACACUUAUUAAGAGGAGAGAUGGACACACAGCUUGGCAGACACUUAAAAAGAGGAGAGAGAUGGGCACAUAGCGGGCAUACACUUAUGAAGAGGAAAGAGAUGGCACACAGGUGGCAGACACUUAUAAAGAGGGGAGAGAUUGGCACAUGGUUCUGGAGAGAUGUACAUACAGACAGUUGUGACGUAGAAGAGGAAUAUUGCUGGGAGAUAUUAGGAAUGAGGGGAAAGAGAUGGGAAUAUAGAGAAUAAAGGAGUGAAACGGGGGACACAGAGAAUAUUGGGAGUGAGAUGAGGGAACACAGAGAAUAAAGGGAGGGGGAUAACAGAACACAUAUAGAGAUUGUAACCCCCCUCUCCCCCACCUCCAGCACAGGGCACAGGGUCUGAUUAUCUUGCUCGACUCAAUUAAUUCCUGAUUUUCUCUCUUCAUCUCCAUUUACAGUUAACAAUUAUGGGAUGGCAGCCAAAGCGCCCCAAACUGCUGGUAAGAUGGGCAAAACACAAGCAGACAUUACUGAUGGGCAGACACUUAAAGGGCUGAAACGGGGGAUAGAAAGAACAUUGGGAGUGAGAUGAGGGAACACUGAGAAUAAAGGGAGGGGGAGGGGGAAUAACAAAACAUAUAUAGAGAUUGUACCCCCCACCUCCAGCACAGGGCACAGGGUCUGAUAAUCUGUUUCGGCUCAAUUAAUUCCUGAUUUUCUCUCUUUAUCUCCAUUUACAGUUAACAAUUAUGGGAUUUUAGAAAUAGUGCCUAAUCCUGCUGGUACGAUGGGCAGAACACUGGCAGACACGACUGAUGGGUAGACAACUAUAAAGAGGAGCCAGAUGGGCACACAGCGGGCAGAAACAAAAAGAUAGAUAGUGCCAAGAAUGAUAUAAAAAUAGACAAUGAAUAAUAAUAGAUCACCCUAGUAAAACCGAAUAAAAUAUUUAAAAUGAUGUACCAGGUAUACAAAUACUGUUCCAGAAAAGUGUCCUUUCUUAUCACAAGUUUCUGUGGUAAGUUUUUGGUUAUUGCUUUAUUUAAUCGCUGUAUAUAAAAGAGAGCAAAAGAACAGGGGUCUUCACAUAAAGGGGUGAAAUGUAGGAUAUAGAACAUAAAAGGGGUGAGACGGGAAGAUAUAGAACAUAAAGGGGUUAGAUGGGAAGAUAUAGAACAUAAAGGGGUUAGAUGGGAAGAUAUAGAACAUAAAGGGGUUAGAUGGGAAGAUAUAGAACACAAAGGGGUGAGAUGGGAUGAUAUAGAACAUAAAGGGACAAGAUGGGAAGAUAUAGAACAUAAAGGGGUUAGAUGGGAAGAUAUAGAACAUAAAGGGACGAGAUGGGAAGAUAUAGAACAUAAAGGGGUUAGAUGGGAAGAUAUAGAACACAAAGGGGUGAGAUGGGAAGAUAUAGAACAUAAAGGG
Pelobates cultripes (western spadefoot toad) is the source of this 5458-nucleotide messenger RNA. The record is from the annotation of a GenBank genome assembly. NCBI's taxonomy places the organism in Eukaryota, Metazoa, Chordata, Amphibia, Anura, Pelobatidae.